UACCGUCCCACGGAAGUAAUACUGUUAAGGAACCAACGGAGUAUUACAUUCCGAAGUAUGGCAGAAUACGAGCAGAUACAGAAAGGUUCUUUGAAACUAAAAGGAGUUGGAGAACUCGUUAUAAAAAAGAAGAAGAAAAACAAAGAUAAAAAGAAGCUAGGACAGAUUUUGACCAAUACAAGCAAUGAAGAGGAGGAGGAGAAGAAGCCAUGUUUUGACAAAAGAACACCAGCACAAAUGGCAUUUGACAAAAUGCAAGAAAAAAGGAAAAUGGAAAGAAUACUAAAGAAAGCAUCCAAAACUCAUAAACAAAGAGUCGAGGAAUUUAACAGACAUUUGGAUACACUGACAGAACAUUAUGAUAUUCCUAAAGUCAGCUGGACCAAGUAAGCUGCAGAAUGGCAUCAGAAUUCUGCACUUGACUGAAAAGUUACAAGUGAAUGAUAUGUCGAGUUCUUAUGGAGAAAAAAAUAACAUUUCCAUUUGUGCUAUCUGUUCUUUCUUGAGGAAAUGCAGGCUUUCCAAAGGACGUGACUUUAUUAGCACCUAUUGUUAUGUGGUGCAGCAGAAAUCCCUUUAUACUUGUGAUAUGGCAGUUAGUAACCCCCAUGUAGCAGGAUGAUUGCUUUUCCUCUGAAAAUAUGCCUGCAGAGUGCAAGCUUAAUAAAAAUGCUAAUACAGAUUAGAUGUAUUUCUGUUAUCUGUUAAACUGCCUGGUAACAUUAUGUGCUUGAUCUUGCGUAUGUUCUGCAGUUAUUUAUUUUUUUAAUUACUUUUGCUGUUAGCAGUGUAUUGUAUGAAGGCAAAAAGAAAGCAGGACCUAGAUAUUUGCAGAAGAUGAGAACCCUUUUGAAAAGUCUGUUAAAGCCUGCUUCUGGAUUUAAGCUUGGAUUUUCGUCCAUAUUUUUAUCUAUUUUCUUUUUUUAUGUAGAAUACUUUAAAUAGUGUAGCAGAAUAAAUGUUUCUUAGUGUAGCAGAGUUUGGUUCAGUUUCUGAAAAAAUGAGUAUAGUGCAGUAGUGUUUGUUUUAAGUGUAAUCCUUUAUUUGUGUUUAGUGUAUAAUGAAGUGUUUGUUAAAGUAAAAAAAUUAAUAUUCCCCAAGUUGGCAGACAUUUUGUUUGUUGUCCAUCGUUUGAUGUUUAUAUGCCAUGUCUUGGUAAAUAAUGGAUUUUCCUUGUGUGAGCACAUAGCCACCUGCACCUUUCAGGAGCAUCAUCUUGACUGAUGUGAGGAUGGUUCUAGUUUUGGGCGAGUCAUUUGUGUAUUAAUGUGGUAGUUAUAAUCUUUUACAGUUUAAAGAGCAUGGUGUUGACAAGUUUUCAUUAGCAGUCCACUGUUAUUUUGUGCAUGCAUGUACUGAUUCUAUGCCUACAGACAUGAGCUGUUAGGCUUAAUAGGAAUAGCUGUUAAGAAUUCUGUACUAGAUUUUCUUUUCUCAUUGAAACUAAUCUGUGUGGAUUAAAAUUCUUUAGGAGUAAGUGCCCCUACAAAAAUUGUUAAUAAAUAUAAUUGUGUAAAACACAUUGCCACUGGAGAUAUCGAGAUUCCUGGCUUGUGCUUCUUAAGAAGAAGAUAAUGAUAUUUUAACCUGUGAGAUCUUUGGUAUGUUUGACAGGAGCACUGAAUGGUGGAGGAAAAAGGCUUUGCCGACCCUUUUUAAUUCAGAAGCAUUUGGGGGAAUGUUUACAUAUGGGAGACAAGUAGCGCUAAAAGGUUUUAGAGUUAGCAGGUAUUUCUGUUGCUGAAUCUGUGUUUUGGAAAUUACUACCUUUCUCUGCAGCCAUUUGGAGACUUUCCCAGAUCUUGGAAAAUGGAGUAUUGUUUUUUCAGGUACAUUGUUUUUAUUGGAGGCAUAAGGAGUUAUCAGCUUAGUAAUAACGACUUAUGAAAAAGCCCAACUCAGAGGGAUGUGUUGGAAUGAACCUUACAAAUAAAAUAUUUGGAGUUGUACCUUC
Molecule: messenger RNA, 1954 nt
Organism: Protopterus annectens (West African lungfish)
Lineage: Eukaryota; Metazoa; Chordata; Ceratodontiformes; Protopteridae
Gene: FAM32A
Product: family with sequence similarity 32 member A
Exons: 4
Coding region: 58-390 (110 amino acids)
Cellular component (GO): nucleolus
Source: RefSeq, a predicted model, not a curated record